UCUUUUUCUCUUUCUCAUUUUUCAGUAACAAUGACAAAUAUUGGAGAAAAAGUUGUGUGCCUGGUUGCUUACCACAUAUUUUUCAUGCUGUUCGUCUGGUCAUAUUGGAAAACAAUUUUUACGCUACCAAUGAAUCCUUCAAAAGAAUUCCACUUGUCCUAUUCAGACAAGGAAUCCCUAGAGAGGGAACCUAGAGGUGAAUCCCAGCAAGAAGUCCUGAGAAGAGCAGCCAAGGAUCUGCCUAUCUACACACGGACAAUGUCUGGAGCAAUCAGAUACUGUGACAGAUGCCAACUUGUGAAACCAGAUCGUUGCCAUCACUGUUCUGUAUGCGACAAAUGUAUUUUGAAAAUGGAUCAUCAUUGUCCUUGGGUGAACAACUGCGUAGGAUUCUCCAAUUACAAAUUUUUUCUUCUCUUCUUGGCUUAUUCUCUACUGUACUGCAUUUUCAUUGCUGCAACAGAUUUACAGUAUUUUAUCAAGUUUUGGACAAAUGGCCUUCCUGAUACUCAAGCCAAGUUCCACAUUAUGUUUUUAUUCUUUGCCGCAGCCAUGUUUUCUGUUAGUCUUUCUUCUCUCUUUGGGUAUCAUUGUUGGCUUGUCAGCAAGAAUAAAUCUACUUUAGAGGUGUUCAGAGCUCCCAUAUUUCGUCAUAGAACAGACAAGAAUGGUUUUAGYUUGGGCUUCAGCAAAAAUCUGAGGCAGGUGUUUGGUGAUGAAAAGAAAUACUGGUUGCUGCCUGUGUUUUCAAGUCUAGGGGAUGGUUGCUCCUUCCCAACUUGCCUUGUUAAUCAAGACCCUGAGCAAGCUUCCACACCUGGUGGUCUUACUUCAACAUCCAAAAGUGAGAAUCACCUGUUCCCGGCAAAGCCAUUGCGUGAUUCCCAGAGCCACCUUCUCACUGAUCCGCAGUCUUGGUCAGAUAUUAGUGCAAAGACUGAAAAGGGCAAAGUUGGCAUGAGCAAUCCUGCAUUAACCAUGGAAAAUGAGACCUAGUUACUCUCAGAAGAAAUGUCUGAAUAUUGAAGGAAAGUUCAAGACAAAAAGCAGCUGUUGGAAGGAGGAUAUAUUCUUCCAAAAUCAGCCCUAUUGGUCAACUGUUCCUGUCUGCUCUUGUGUGGAUGUGCUCAGAAAACAAACUGACAGAUAAUUAGCUGUUUCCAUAUCACUGCUUGAAACAUGAAACAAAGACAUAUACUACUUUUGAACCACAGAAAGAAGGUUUCAACUUAAAAUUACUGUCCUUGAAUGGUAAAAGAUAAUUCUGAGUAUCAUGAAAUGAAAAAAAAAAGAAAAAAAAAAAAAAAAGAGGUGGGCUGAGAUUAUUCUGCAAACUAUAUGGCUGGUUUUACUUUGGUAUUUAGCACAAGAAAAAUGUGACCUUGUAACAUAUCAGUCCAGGUACUUGCCCUUGUUCUUGAGAAUUCACCAGUUAAUUCAAAUUGCUGCAAGUGGAUGAUCUAAAAAUAAUAUUGCACUAGCGGCUUCGUGGCGUGGGAGAACAGGCAGUGUUGAUCAUUACUAACGGAGGGGCUCGGUGGGCUCUGCUUUCUUUUGCGCUCUUGGCAAGCUAUUUUUGCAGCUAAGGCAGCCUGAGCAAAGCAGCAGACUGGACUUGCAGCGUGUCUGGAGAGCAAGAGCGCAGAGGCUCCCUGUCUCUCAGCUGGGGCCACCAGCAGGUUGCAAGAGAUGGAGGGAAGAAACACUCCUGUGUCACUGAAGUGCCACAGCUGCGGUCAGACACUCGCGAGCGGAGCGCCCACGAAAGCCCACGCGCAGCUGGGUAAGAUACAAAUGAAUCUGGCCGRCAGGGAUUGUGAUGAAAGCUGUGCAGGACAGUCCAACGCAGGCGGAAUUUAUUGUCCCGGUUGGAGCCCUUAUCCCCAGGGACAGGAAUGUUGGCAUUUCGCUUUGAGUCAAGCCAAGCUGUGCUCCUGAGAGUCACUGUCCUGCAAAAUCCUAGUUUGCUUAGUCAAUAGUUGUCUUUUCUCAAUUGUUCUUUAAGACACUUCAUUUCUUAUUGCUUAACCCAAGGAAUAUUAAAUACAAACAAGGAGAUUUACUAUCAUUAGUUGUGAUAUUUACAUUUACAGGAAAAAGGACAUUUGAUUGUAAUACCAAAAAGCCAGACGGUUGCACGUGGGAAACCCCUUUCAACUAAGUUAGGAGAUAGUGGCUUUCUUYGGAGCAGUGAUUCCCAGGCGGGUGAUAAAAGAUGCAUUAUCAGCUUUCAAAGACAAGGAAGUUUCAGCAAUCUAAUUGUCUUGUGCCUUUCGUAUACACUAUGUUUAUGGUAUCACAGUGUUUACAUAUGAAUGCAAAGUAAUCGUGUUAUUUGGAAAACAGCUUCAAGAGGAAYUUGGUUAUACUUCUGAUGUGGCUGGGUAAGAAAACUAGUCUUAAACACGAAACCAAAAGAUUUUUCAUAUUCAGUUCAGUUGAAGCAGAAAAGUGUUUCUGCUCUCCAAACUGAAGGACUUAUCAGCUGGUUCACAGGGCAGAUUCCAGUUUGUUAUGGACUAGCAAAUCCAUGUAAAAAACUGGCACCAUGACCAAGUGACACAUUCCUGAAAGCAAAGUAUCGUAUCACCAAUUCUUCUACAGGCAGGUAGAACUCUGAUUUUUUUUUCCUAAAUUUACAAAUAAGGGGAAGAUAGAUGGCCACGGGGACGCAAACAUGACUCCCUAGUGGGGAAAACAGGACCAAGGGGAGGCCAUCCCUUUUACAGGACCAAGGGGACACCGUCCCUUUUCCCAUCACUUCUCUCUUGGGCUCCAAUUCUUACCAGCCUGAAAACAUCUGUUUCUUGCCAGAAGUGCCAGAGUUAUGGAUUCCUUGACAUGAAACACUUAAACUAGCAUGAAGGUAGCAUACAGUUUACACGAUACAAUCAUCUAGCAACCAAAAGAAGUUUUUCGUAGCUGUUUAUUCAGUGCUGUUCUGUCAGCUUCCUUUGUAUCUAUCAGUGGUUAUUUAAAGGCUAACUUGUCAAGGAAUAGGGGGGAGAGGGGAAAUAUAUUUUUAACACUUCAAGUUCUCUUUAUCUGUAUAGUCUUGGUUUUAUGUGGUUAUUCAGGGGGUGCUUUACCAUGGAGCAUGCAUUUCAAAUUGCUGUAGAGUUGAAAUUCAGCUUUAAUGUAACUUGCUCCAUAUUUCCACACAAAGACUAAGGUCAGAUUUCCUCCCCAGCGAAAGUCACAGUGGGAUGAGAUCUCUGUCAAAUAUAGAUCUCACACGUGGCUUUCACAGGAGCGAAAUGGGCCUCCCUGCCUGUGCCCAGGCGCUCCGGGAGCUGGGGGGCAGAGGAAGGACAAGGAUACGGAAUUGAGAAACGGGCAUCUGUUCUGUGUCUGGAGGUCACGUUUAGAAAGCACAAUAGCCCUAGACGCUGCAGUUUGGGUGUAGCCCUGGACGCUGCAGUUUGGGUGUAGCCCUGGACGCUGCAGUUUGGGUGUAGCCCUGGACGCUGCAGUCUGGGUGUAGCUGGAGGAGCCCCAGGGCCGGCAGAGGAGCGCGGGCGGCUCUGCUGCAGGUGCUGGGCGCAGGGCCUGGCGGGCACCCCUGGGCUCCAGGGUGCCCUCCCAAACACCUGUGAGCAGAGGGGGAAACUCGUCCUGUGGGCAGGGGGUGCUGCUGAGGGCUGAGGGAAGCCGAGCGCACUGCUGUGGGUCGUCUGCUUACACCUUUCUUUCAUCUUGCUAGGCACUUUACUACAGCCUUACGUGUAAUUUCUGUAAGCUUUUUUUAAAAGACUGCUUUAUACUUCACUGUACAGUUAAUCUUUACUAAUCUACUCUUUUGCUAAAUAUAGCCCUGAUAUUUGUCUAGAGGACCUCUGCGCCUCAAGCUUCAGUGGAAAUGGGAUGAAACUCCUUGGGCCUGACUCCCUGAUGAUGGCAGGGGUUAGUUUAUUUUGUAUAUGUGUAAACAGCUCUAUGAAGCAUUUAACCACUCAGGUCUGUGCAACAAGCUCCCUUAAUGGCAGGGUAGAACAGCCCCAUACGUGUCUGCUCCAGACGUGGUCCACACGUGUUCUCUGUCAACCAAUGUACCCAAGAGACGUAAUCCUAGAAGUCACAGAGAGCUAUUUUUAUUAAGAAAACAAAACACCCAAGACAGGGUGAGCUCCUUCCAUUAAGCUCUUUAGUAAGAGACACUAGACCACUACUGAUACGCACUUUAAUCCUUUAACUUAAAAAAAAAAAAAAAAAAAAAAGUCCCUCUUUAGUUGUAGAUUUAAAGCUCUUACACAGCUUGUUACUGUGGGCAGGGAACCCCUAGUAACUUUUCUUUUGACUGUGAACUUCUACUGCCACUAAUCAGGGUCUUCAAGCAACAUGUCAGCACGGCUGGAAGAAGCAAGUUUGAUACUGUGUGUGUGUUUUAGUGCACGAUAUUGAAUAUCAAAAG
Messenger RNA from Nothoprocta perdicaria, 4411 nucleotides. RefSeq names its product zinc finger DHHC-type containing 2 (gene ZDHHC2). Gene Ontology annotation, biological process: protein targeting to membrane; peptidyl-L-cysteine S-palmitoylation. Bases 31 to 996 code for a protein of 321 amino acids. Gene Ontology annotation, cellular component: Golgi apparatus; endoplasmic reticulum. The transcript is spliced from 12 exons. Gene Ontology annotation, molecular function: protein-cysteine S-palmitoyltransferase activity. Lineage: Eukaryota; Metazoa; Chordata; Aves; Tinamiformes; Tinamidae. The record is from RefSeq and is a predicted model, not a curated record.